This is a messenger RNA of Striga asiatica, 5532 nucleotides long. NCBI's taxonomy places the organism in Eukaryota, Viridiplantae, Streptophyta, Magnoliopsida, Lamiales, Orobanchaceae. The record is from the annotation of a GenBank genome assembly.
UUUCGAUUUACCUCAAGAAAAAGGACAGCACAGUGGGCAUUUCAGAAACCGAAAGAAAAAAAGAGAAAUUUAAACACUGUAAUAAAUACGGAUUUAUUUAAUAUUAUAAUUAUUAUUUUUUUGUAUUUGACAAUCCAAUUCCUCUUUCUUAGGGCGGGAAGCUGAAAAAUUCUCAAUGUUCAUGUAUGUUAGGGUUUGUAAAUCCAGUAAAAGCUCAUCAAUUUCAAAUUUUUUGUUCAUGUCUACCAAUCCCGACUUUUGAAAAUCCUGGAGAAAGUGAGAAAAACGAGUAAAAAUUUACUGAAAAAAUGGCCCUUCGGAAGGGUUCGAGGGUAUGGUUGGAAGACAAGGAUUCAGCUUGGGUUGAAGCUGAGGUUUUUGGGUUUAUCGGCAAACAAGUUCAAGUUCUGACUUUAUCCGGAAAGAAGGUGUUGACGGUGCCGGAAAAAUUGCAGCCACGCGAUGGGGAGUCCGACCUUGGGGGAGUGGAUGAUAUGACCAAAUUGACUUACUUGAAUGAGCCUGGUGUGCUUGAUAAUCUUCGGAGACGAUAUGGCCUUAAUGAAAUAUAUACAUACACGGGAAGUAUCUUGAUUGCAGUUAACCCAUUUACCAAGCUUCCCCAUCUAUAUAAUAUGCACAUGAUGGAGCAGUAUAAGGGGGCUCCAUUUGGUGAACUGAGCCCCCAUGUCUUUGCCGUGGCUGAUGCAUCUUACAGAGCAAUGAUGAGUGAAGGGCGCAGUCAAUCCAUUCUGGUCAGUGGUGAAAGUGGAGCUGGAAAAACCGAGACUACAAAGUUGAUUAUGCAAUAUCUUACGUAUGUGGGUGGCCGUGCUGCUGAAGACGACAGAUCAGUUGAACAGCAAGUUUUGGAGUCAAACCCACUUCUGGAGGCAUUUGGCAAUGCCAGAACCGUUAGGAAUGAUAACUCAAGUCGAUUUGGGAAGUUUGUCGAGAUCCAAUUUGAUGCAAAUGGUAGAAUUUCUGGAGCGGCAAUCAGAACAUACCUUCUUGAACGAUCUCGUGUUGUUCAGAUAACAGAUCCUGAGAGAAACUACCACUGUUUCUACCAGUUGUGUGCUUCUGGCAUGGAUGCGGAGACUUACAAGCUAGGUCAUCCUAGAAACUUCCAUUAUUUGAAUCAGAGUAAGACUUAUGAACUAGAUGGAGUAAGCAAUGGUGAAGAGUACGUUAAAACAAGAAGGGCGAUGGAUAUUGUUGGGAUUAGUGAUGAUGAACAGGAAGCGAUAUUUCGAACCUUGGCUGGUAUUUUACAUCUUGGAAAUGUAGAGUUUUCUCCAGGAAAAGAGCAUGAUUCAUCAGUUAUCAAGGAUCAGAAAUCUAAUUUUCAUUUGCAGAUGGCCGCCGAUCUCUUUCGGUGUGAUGUUAGUCUUUUGCUGGCCACACUAACGACCCGUUCAAUUCAAACUCAUGAGGGGAUAAUUGUCAAAGCUCUUGAUUGUGGUGCUGCUGUAGCUGGACGGGAUACUUUGGCUAAAACUGUUUAUGCUCGGCUGUUUGACUGGCUAGUUGAGAAGAUUAACAGAUCAGUUGGACAAGAUCGCGAUUCUAAGAUACAAAUUGGAGUCCUUGACAUAUACGGAUUUGAAUGCUUUAAGUUGAAUAGUUUUGAGCAAUUCUGCAUCAAUUUCGCAAACGAGAAGCUUCAACAGCAUUUUAAUGAGCAUGUGUUUAAGAUGGAGCAGGAGGAAUAUCAAAGAGAAGAAAUCAAUUGGAGCUACAUUGAGUUUAUUGACAACCAAGAUGUUUUGGAUCUGAUAGAGAAGGGAUCAAAACUGGACAUUUUUCAUAUCAGAAGCAAUAUAAUUUUAGUUUGCAAUGAUAUAAAGAGACCCAUAGGUAUAAUUGCUCUUCUGGAUGAAGCUUGCAUGUUUCCCAAAUCAACUCAUGAAACAUUUUCAAACAAGCUAUUCCGAAAUUUCCACUCCCACCGGCGAUUAGAGAAAGCCAAAUUUUCUGAAACAGAUUUUAUUAUUUCUCACUAUGCUGGCAAGGUGAGCUAUCAGACAGAGACAUUCUUAGACAAAAACCGUGAUUAUGUUGUGGUUGAACAUUGCAAUUUAUUAGCUUCUUCCACAUGCCAUUUCAUAUCUGGCCUCUUUCCUCCUUUACCUGAAGAAUCAGCUCGGUCAUCCUACAAGUUCUCAUCAGUGGCCUCUCGGUUUAAGGUACUAAAGUUUCUCUACCUCAGCAACCUUUUCCUUUUGACAUUCUCUGGAACUCAAUCUGCCAUGAAUAUCAAUCAGAAUGUUAUUGAUUUCGGAAAUGGCAUGGUGAUUGUAGCUAGUCUGUCGUGUGUUUUCUCUAUUUUCAUGUGUUGUUCAUUUUGCAAUGGUCUGAAUUGCAAUUUUUCACUGCAACAACUUCAAGCUCUCAUGGAAACCCUCAGCUCAACAGAGCCUCACUAUGUUCGAUGUGUGAAGCCAAACUCAUUAAAUAAGCCUCACAGCUUAAUUAGUAAAUCAAUGGCUGUGCCUUCUGUUUUUGGAAAGUUUCUGUGGGGUGAGCUUCAGGAAAAGGAACAUGGUGUCUUAGAAGCGGUUCGUAUAAGUUUGGCAGGCUAUCCCACAAGGAAGACUUACCAUGAGUUUGUCGAUCGUUUUGGGAUAAUAGCCUUGGAUGUUUUAGAUACAAGUUAUGACGACAAAACUAUGACUGAGAUAAUACUGCAGAGAUUAAACUUAGAGAACUUUCAGCUAGGAAAGAAUAAAGUCUUCCUAAGGGCAGGUCAGAUUGCUAUAUUAGAUUCCCGUCGAGCUGAGGUUUUGGAUUCUGCAGCCAAGCGAAUUCAGGGUCGUUUGCGGACAUUUGUUGCCCGCAAGGACUUCGUUACAAGACGCUUUGCUACAUUGUCUCUACAAGCAUGUUGUAGAGGAUAUCUAGCAAGAAAUAAAUUUGCUGCCAUGCGUGAGACAGCUGCUGUCGUUGUAAUGCAGACUUAUUUCCGGCGUUGGUUCAUCUUGCGUGCAUAUAAGCAACUUCAUUUGGCUGCGGUUCUUAUUCAAUCUUGUAUCCAUGGUUUCUCAACUCGCCGGAUGUUUUCAUGUAGAAAAGAAGAAAAAGCUGCCACUGUUAUCCAGGCUCGUUGGAGGAUGUUCAAAGUCCGCUCUUUGUAUCGUAAUCGUCAAAAUAAUAUUAUUGCUAUACAAUGUCUGUGGAGGCAAAAGUUGGCGAAAAGAGAACUUCGGAAGCUUAAGAAGGAGGCUAAUGAGGCUGGUGCAUUGCGUUUAGCAAAGACCAAGCUUGAAAAGCAACUGGAGGAUCUUACUUGGCGACUACAUCUGGAGAAAAAAAUACGGGUGUCCAAUGAGGAGGCUAAAUUAGUUGAAAUCUCAAAACUUCAGAAAACGGUGGAGUCUCUAACAUUGGAACUGGAGGCAGCCAGACUUGCCACCCUUAACGAGUUCAAUAAGAACAGAGGGCUAGAAAGACAACUUGAAAUAUCAGCCAAGGAAAAAUCUGGUUUAGAAAGAGAUGUUAUUUCUUUGGCUGAACUGAGAAAUGAAAACACACUGUUAAAGAGUUCCCUUAAUGCUUUGGAAGAAAAAAAUAAGAUGCUGGAGUCUGAACUUGCCCAAACUAAAGAAGAUGCAAGCAAUACCAUGACUAAGUUGAGGGAUGUUGAAAAGACUUGUUUGCAGUACCAAUUGAAUUUGCGAAGUUUGGAAGAGAAGCUGUCAAAUCUAGAGAAGGAGAAUCAUAUCUUGCGACAGAAGACAUUGGAUUUAACUCCAAGGACCAGUCGAGCUGGGUUUGUCAAACCUUUCCUUGAGAAAUUUUCUGGUCCACUUGCUCUUUCUUCUGCUGAUCAGAAAUCUUAUGAAUCACCUACUCCAUCCAAAUUAAUUACACCAAUAUCACAAGGGUUUUCCGAUUCCCGCAGAACAAAGUCGGGGGUCGAUAGGCAUCAGGGUAAUUUUGAAGUCAUUUCACGUUGCAUUAAAGAGAAUUUGGGCUUCAAAGAUGCAAAGCCAGUGGCUGCUUGUGUUAUCUACAAAUGCCUCGUUCAUUGGCAUGCCUUUGAAUCGGAAAGGACUGCUAUAUUUGACUUUGUUAUUGAGAGCAUCAAUGGUGUUCUAAAGGAUGGUGAUGAGGAUGCUACUUUGCCUUAUUGGUUGUCUAACACGUCUGCGCUUUUGUGCCUUCUCCAAAGAAAUCUGCGGAGCAAUGGGUUCUUGACCGCUGGUUCUCAGCGUUCAGUGGCGUCCACAGGGAUUAACGGGAAACUUGUGCAAGGCCCGAAGUCGUCUUUCAAAUAUCGUGGUUUGGAUGAUGGUUUAUCUCAAAGUGAAGCUAAAUACCCGGCCCUGUUAUUCAAGCAGCAGUUGACUGCUAGUGUAGAGAAAAUAUUUGGUUGGAUCAGAGAUAAUUUAAAGAAAGAAAUAUCUCCAUUGUUGGGACAAUGCAUUCAGGCACCGAAAAACCAGAGAGUUCAUGGUGGGAAGUCAUCUAGAUCACCCACUGGUGCCCCCCAGCAAUCACCGAGCAGUGAGUGGGAUAGCAUCAUCAAGUUCUUGGAUUCAUUCAUGAGUCGUUUAAGGGGAAAUUACGUUCCUUCAUUUUUCAUCAGGAAGCUCACAACACAGGUCUUCUCCUUCAUCAAUAUACAAUUGUUUAACAGUCUUUUGCUUCGUCGUGAAUGCUGCACGUUUUCAAAUGGUGAAUACGUUAAAUCUGGUCUGGCUGAGCUGGAAAAAUGGAUAGUCAAUGCAACAGAGGAGUUUGCAGGAACCUCUUGGCAUGAGCUAAAUUACAUUAGACAAGCGGUUGGAUUUUUGGUCAUACAUCAAAAGAGGAAGAAAUCUUUAGAAGAGAUAAGACAGGAUCUCUGUCCGAAAUUGACUGUAAGGCAAAUCUACCGGAUAAGCACAAUGUACUGGGAUGAUAAGUAUGGGACUCAGAGUGUGUCAAAUGAGGUUGUGUCUCAGAUGAGGGAGAUUGUAAAUAAGGACUCCCAGAAUUUAUCGUCAUCAAAUUCAUUCUUAUUGGAUGAUGACCUUAGCAUUCCCUUCUCCACUGAAGAUGUAUAUAUGGCAAUCCCUGCAAUAGACCCUUCAGAUAUGGACCUUCCUCCAUUCUUCUCUGAAUAUCCAUCUGCACAGCAACUGCUGCAGAAUUUGAAGUAAACACUCGGGCUCGUUUACUUUUAGUGGAAUAGCUCUUAAAUAUCAGAAAAAAAAUCCCCGCUUCACGUAUUAGAUUCACACGAGGAUUAGGGAUUGUGCAGAUGGGGAAUUGUACAAAAUUGAACUUUCUCAAAAGGCCAAGUGUAAUUUUGUUAAGCUUUUGCUCUUUUGGGUGUGUACUAUACAGUCCUAGUUAAUGCAAAUGUAUGAGUAUGAUGUAUCUGUCAUAUAUAUCAUGUUAGGGAACUAUUUUUUUCAUCGCCUUUUUAUCUGAUUCUACAAUUUCAUGACUAGGUGAUAUGUUUAGUAGGUAAGCUCAAAUUUCUAUAGUUGUAUAUAAUCUUCCUGAAAAUUAAAUGUUGAUACAUUUUUUAGUUCUCUGAGA